GAUUUGUACAUGCGCAGGAAGUUUCCGCGAAAAACAAAAAUAUGUAACUUUGACAUUUACUUUAUAUUUGAUUAUCUGUAGUUUUUGACAUGGAAAAUGAAGACGAGAAAGCAUUAGAGUCUUACAAGAAGCAGAGAUUUAAAGCCGAACGAAAAGGCAAUCUGGAAAAUGAAGCUAGGAUCUCAAACUACAUCGGUGACAUCUAUGAAAAAUAUGGAGAAUUUGAGACAGCUGUCGAGGAGCAUGAAAGAGCCCUCAGACUGAGGGAAGUGCUGGGCAGGAAGAUUGAUAUUGCUGUGGCAUUCAGAACACUAGGAGAGUGUUACUGCAAGAAGAAAGACUAUGAAAAGGCACACAGUUUACAUGAGAAAUAUCUGUCAUUGGCAAGAGAAUGUGACGAUUUAGUGGAAGAACAGCGUGCCCUGACAACCAUUGGUAACACCUUUCUGGAACAGAGUAAUGAGAGGUCAUUCAGCAUGAAGACGAGGAGGGGAGCCAGUAAGAAAGCAGAAAAUGUCUAUCUGAAAAGUCUCGAGAUAUGUGAUCAGCUAAAAGCCACCAUUGAUGAGAAAGAAUUUAUUGAUAUGAAGGCUAGAAAUUUUUAUAACUUAGGUCUGGUGUAUGAUGGGUUAGAAGAUUCAGACACCAGUAGACAGUACCUAAAUAAAGCUUUGUCUUUAUGUCAGAAACAUUACCUAAUAGAUAUGUUAUAUGUAUGUCAGAAGGCUUUAGGAGAUAUCUACCUUAAAUGCAAUAAGUUGGAGGAUGCUGGGAAAUUUCUAGAUGAGGCGUACACAACUGCUAAGAAACUGAAAAAUAAAGCAUUGGAGACAGAUGCUCUUUGGCUCAAAACACAGGUUUUUAUUAAAUUGAAGAAAUACCCAUCUGCUCGUCAUUUGUUAAAGAAGACUGGUAAAGUUUACAAGACUAAUGAAGAAGAAAUGUCCAAAAUACUUGCUUAUUACAAGUCAGUUCUAUGUAUGGAGAAAACUAUGGAAUCUAUGAGGAAGAUAAAUAAAGAAGACUUGUUAGGGAGGAUACCGCUCUAUGAUAAACUAGGUGAUUGUGCUGUAGACCUGAAGAUGUAUGAUCUAGCUAUAUCAUACUACAAUAAAGUGCUGACAGCAAGUAUUGCAGUUAACAAGGAGAGAAAAGAGUUGAUACCAACAUACAUUUCCCUCGCACAGACGUACAGUGACUGCUUCCAGUACGAUAAAGCUAUAGUGUAUUAUAAAAAGGAAAUAGAAUGCUAUGGGGAUGAUAAUCAUGAACAGAUAUGUAGGAGCUGGUUAAAUAUAGCAGCGUAUGAGGAGAAGAAUGAUGUGGAUUACAAGAAAGUACAGAACUCGUAUGUGAAUGCACAUAAUGCAGCCAAAAAGGCAGGGAAUAGGAGGCUUCAGUGUCGAGCAUUGAGUUGUCUGGUAGAACUAUUCAAAAUCCACAAAGAUGAGAAGUCACUGAAGAAAGCAAAGGAUCAGUUAGACCAUAUAAAAUCAAAAUAUAACAUUGUGGACAUGGAAUAUGAAGAAGAAAGUCAGGUUACAGAAGAUGAUGAUACAGAUUUUGGAGACAUUGUGAACACUGAAGAUGAAGUGGAAAUGUCCGAUUUGACAGAAUCUGAAGAAGAUGAGGAGAUGGUUGUGAAAACAGUGAGAAUGGCAAGGAGGAAUGGAAAACGAGUAAAGGAGCAAAAAAGGAAUGAUUUUGGAGAGACUCCAUUACACCGUGCAUGUAUCAAGGGGGAAUUGCAGAAAGUUAAGCAGUUGAUUGCAGAGGGUCACCCAGUAAAUGUUCAAGAUAACAGUGGUUGGAUUCCCUUGCAUGAGGCUGCAAACAACAACUGGUAUGACAUCACAGAGUACCUGUUACAACAUGGGGCAGACAUCAAUCAUAGAGGCGGACCUAAAUGUCAGGGAAUGACCCCUCUAAUUGAUGCAGCCAGUGUUGGAUGGCUCGAUAUUGUGGAACUGUUACUAAAAUAUGGGGCAAAUGCUCUUGCAAAAGAUGAUCAUCAAAUGACAGCUUUAGAUCACUUGAUGAAGUUACGAGAAGAAAAUGGCGAGGUGGAUAGAAAAACAGAGAUACAGUUUAAUAAUAUUGUAGGAAUGUUGAGAGAGAAAAGUCCUGCCUAUAGAGGAACUUCAAGGAACAAAGUUUUAACACAGUCCAAACCAGCUGCUCUGGUUCCAGAGUCUGAAAGCUAUAGUCAGAAUUUGCCAACAAUUACACGGAAGCCAAAGGCUGAUAAAAAACGACAAUCUAGAAAUGAUGUUAUUGUUGAUAGUGACUCGGACAGUGAUGGCUCCUUGAUUAGAAAUUCCAGAAACAAAAGUCACAGUCCUGUGCAUAUGGAUACUGAAAAUAGUUAUCAAAGCUUCUCUGAUGAUUAUGAUCAGUGUGCCACAGAUGCUUACAAACAGGCAAUAUCUAAAGUAGGCCGGUCAGCAUGCAGGGCUAACCAGUCUUCACAACCAAAGUCUACAAAAAGAACAAGUAAUCCAGAUGGGCCUGCGCUGAUUGCAGAGGAAGAAUUUAUAGAGAAUGACUGGUUAAUUGAUGAUCUUAAACCCACAAAACAGAAAAAGGUUGAUGUAAACGGAUAUCUCUCAACUGGAAAUAUCCGAAAACGCAGUCGAUCAGGUUCACUAAGUCCUUUACCUUACACGGAAAGACUCAAAAGAGAUUCUCACAGUAGUCAGAAGAAACGGAUAAAAAUUGUUGACUCAGACUCGGAGAGUGAAUCCAGUGUAGGUCAAGAACUAGGUAGUAAUGAAAAUCCUAGAUUGACAGAUAUUACAAAUACUGUUAGUGAUGAUGAAUUAGAGAACACUGUGAUAGGAAAUAAUGAUGUUGAUGUUUUAUUUAAUGAUUAUGAUUCAGAUGUGGAAAAAGUUUCUCCAAAACAGCAGGUCAGUGCAACAAUACGUGCUAAUAAUAAUUUUUUCGUUAAGAAAAAUUCUCAAAAACAACUGAAAUUGACAGAUUUUGGUGGUUCUAUCACUACAGCAACCACCAGAACACAUUUAAAUGAUAGAAUAGGUACACAAUAUGAGCAAAAUAGUGCAAUAAUUAUAAACCAGUCUAUGGGAGAAUCUAAUAGUGCUAAAAACAGGGAGAAACCAUUAAAUAAUGUAAUUAGAGUAAAAGUGAAUGUUGAAGGCGUUUUAUUACUGAUCCCUGUGGUUGACAACGAUGGAACAAAAACAUUUUCCUGGCUAGCUGAGGAAGCUGCCACAAGAUACUAUAAAAUGCGAGGAGUGAAAUUGAAACUAACGCUUGGCAAAGAUGGAGCUCAUUUUUCACCUGAUGACCUGGUUAAUCUUUUACUAGUGGAUAAUGAUUUGGUAGAAAGUUUUGUUGACAGUAAAGAUGAACAACCGCCUAUGGUUGAAAGUUACAAAAAUGCCUGCAGUACCCUUAAAACAGUAUGCUACAAGAAUGUGUCAAUGUUACUACAGUCUUGUGAGGUAUCAGGCAAGCUGUGUUUGGGAGACCUUGCACUGAGGCCUACAAGAUUUCAGCCUGUAGUAAGGGCUAUACAGCAUCAGACAUGUCUCAGGGAACUGGAUUUGAAAGGUAACAGAAUAUGUGAUACAGGACUAGAGAAUCUGUGUAAAGUGUUAAAUACUGUACCAAAUCUUGUCUACCUCGGACUGGCGUGUAAUGAUUUGACUGUAGAAGGUCUCAGGUCCCUAUGUGCUGCUGUUUCAGCGGAAAAUAAUAAAACACUGCAGAAUUUGACGACGUUAGAUCUCGGUCACAACCCACUAUAUGAUGGAUGUCUAGUCUGUUUGGCCUCACUGAUACGAGGACUACCUCAGCUGACAAGACUGUCAGUGUCAUCGUGUAAACUUUCUGUGAAGUUCUUCCAGAAUGAUCGACUACAGCUUACUGAAGCUUUACAUAGUUCCAGUUUACAACAUUUUGAUGUCUCAUAUAACCAGUUAGGAUGUGUUGGUGUAGAGCUGUUCCUGAAAUGUCAGAACCCAACACAGAUACUCUCCCUGGAUUUGACCUCAACCAUCUCAGACCAUAGGUCAUCCCAGGUGUACAGACAUAUCUACAAUUUUGCUUCACAGGAUGGCUGUACAUUACAAGACAUGAAGCUAUGUCAGUGUAACCUUGGUACAGAAGAUGUUGAUUUUCUUGUAAGGUUACCAGCUGUUACCAAGCAUUUACAGAAACUGGACUUAUCUGAGAACCCAAAAUUGGCCAAUCACAUUUUACAGCAACUUUUCCAGUCAUCGGCUUGUGACACCUCCAAUCUGGAAGAGAUUGUAGCCAAUGACUGUGGCAUUCAGUCACCAUUAUCUGUAGAAUUUCUGGAUGCAUUGACAGAGAAACUAUCUGCCAGUGUACCGAUAAGACUGCUGGAAUUUACCUGCUUUAAACUGGAGAAACUUGACAUUGAAAGUUUGACUCAGGUUUGGAAAGACAGAUUUGAGGAGUUCGGGACAGUAACCUGCAAUGAAUAUCGCGUUAAAUUGUCAGUGUCUGAUAGAUGAUAGUGGAAGUCCUUCCUGUUGGCUCAGUAGGCAAAGCGCAACACAACCAGUCAAGAGAUCUCGAGGUGGUUUCUGAGUGAGACGAAUGUUCUGCCGGAUGAUUGACAUUAUGUCUUAAAGUCAUUUAUCCCCCAUCUCUGAUUUUUAGCUCGACUAUACGAAGUAUAAGGAGAGCUAUCCUACUCGCCCCGGCGUCGGCGUCUUUCCGCGUCCCCACCUUGGUUAAAGUUUUGGUGCACUUUCUCUUUUUUCAACUUAUCUCUGUAAUUACUUGAUGGAUUUGAUUCAAACUUCCUCAUCAUCAUCCACAGGUUAAUUUCAGGUUAAAGUUUUGAUGCACUGUCACUCUAUCUCUGUUAUUACUGAAUGGAUUUGAUUCAAACUUAAAAUAGUUGUUUAGCAUCAUCACCCACAUCAUAUGGCACAAGGUGCAUAACUCUGGCACCAUUUUUUCAUGAAUUAUUCCCCCUUUUUACUUAGAAUUUCAGGUUAAAGUUUUGGUGCACUUUCACUCUACCUCUGUUAUUACUGAAUCGAUUUGAUUCAGAUUAAAAAUAGUUGUUCAGCAUCAUCACCCACCUCAUAUGACACAAGAUGCAUAACUCUGGCACAAUUUUUCAUGAAUUAUUCCCCUUUUUACUUAGAAUUUCAGGUUAAAGUUUUAUGCACUUUCACUCUAUCUCUGUUAUUACUGAAUGGAUCUGAUUCAAACUUAAACAAUUGUUCAACAUCAUUACCCUUAUCAUAUGACACAAGGUGCAUAACUCUGGGACCAAUUUUUCAUGAAUUAUUUCCCCUUUUUACUUAGAAUUUUAGGUUAAAGUUUUGAUGCACUUUCACUCUGUCUCUGUUAUUACUGAAUGGAUUUGAUUUCAACAUCAUCACUCACACCAUGACGCAAGGCGCAUAACCCUGGCACCAAUUUUUCAUUAAUUAUUCCCCCUUUUUAGCUCACCUGUCACAAAGUGACAAGGUGAGCUUUUGUGAUCGCGCAGCAUCCGUCGUCUGUGCGUCCCUCCGUCCGUAAACUUUUGCUUGUGACCACUCUAGAGGUCACAUUUUUCAUGGGGUCUUUAUGACAAUUGGUUAGAAUGUUCACCUUGAUGAUAUCUAGGUCAAGUUCGAAACUGGAUCACGUGCCGUCAAAAACUAGGUCAGUAGGUGUAAAAAUAGAAAAAAAAUGGGACCUCUCUAGAGGCCACAUUUUUCACAAGAUCUUCAUGAAAAUUGGUCAGAAUGUUCAACUUGAUGAUAUCUAGGUCAAGUUCGAAACUGGGUCAUGUGCCGUCAAAAACUAGGUCAGUAGGUCAAAUAAUAGAAAAACCUUGUGACCUCUCUAGAGGUCAUAUUUUUCAUGAUAUCUGUAUGAAAGUUGGUCUGGAUGUUCACCUUGAUGAUAUCUAGGUCAAGUUUGAAACUGGGUCACGUGCGGUCAAAAACUAGGUCAGUAGGUCUAAAAAUAGAAAAACCUUGUGACCUCUCUAGAGGCCAUACUUUUGAAUGGAUCUUCAUGAAAAUUGGUCUAUGUUCACCUUGAUGAUAUCUAGAUCAGGUUCGAAACUGGGACAUGUGCAGUCAAUAACUAGGUCAGUAGGUCAAAUAAUAAAAUUAACCUUGUGACCUCUCUAGAGGCUGUAUUUUUCAUGGGAUCUGUAUGAAUAUUGGUCUGAAUGUUCAUCUUGAUGAUAUCUAGGUCAGGUUCGAAACUGGGUCAACUGUGGUCAAAAUCUAGGUAAGUAGGUCUAAAAAUAGAAAAACCUAGUGACCUCUCUAGAGGCCAUACUUUCAAAUGGAUCUUCAUGAAAAUUGUUCAGAAUGUUCACCUUGAUGAUAUCUAGGUCAUGUUCGAAACUGGGUCACAUGCAGUUAAUAACUAGGUCAGUAGGUCAAAUAAUAAAAAAACCUUGUGACCUCUCUAGAGGCCAUAUUUUUCAUGGGAUCUGUAUGAAAGUUGGUCUGAUAGUUUAAAUUGAUGAUAUCUAGUUCAAGUUUGAAACUGGGUCAACUGCGGUCAAAAACUAGGUCAGUAGGUCUAAAAAUAGAAAAUCCUUGCGACCUCUCUAGAGGCCAUACUUUCAAAUGGAUCUUCAUAAAAUUGGUCAGAAUGUUCACCUUGAUGAUAUCUAGGUCAAGUUCGAAACUGGGUCACGUGCGGUCAAUAACUAGAUCAGUAGAUCAAAUAAUAAAAAAACCUUGUGACCUCUCUAGAGGCCAUAUUUUUCAAUGGAUCUUCAUGAAAAUUGGUCAGAAUUUUUAUCUUGAUGAUAUCUAGGUCAGGUUCAAAACUGGGUCACAUGAGCUCAAAAACUAGGUCACUGUGUCAAAUAAUAGAAAAAACAACGUCAUACUCAGUUCAAAACUGGGUCAUGUGGGAACAGGUGAGCGAUUCAGGACCAUCAUGGUCCUCUUGUUACUUAGAAUUUUGGCACCAAUAUUUAAUGAAUUAUGCCCCUUUUUGCUUAGGAUAUACUUAUAUAGUGUUUUGAUACAUUUUAUCUUUACCUCUCUUAUUACUUUAAGUUGAUAUUUUUAACAUAGACUCAGGCUAUUGUGCAAUAUCUUCAUCCACAAUUGGAGUCAUUAAACACUCCAGUGACAGCUCUAGUUUCCUCAGAUGUGCCCAGUUUCACUAUCCAGCAUCGAAAUAGUCGAGUGCGCUGUCUCCUGUGACAGCUCUUGUUUAUGGGGAAGUUGCCAUGACUUAUGGAGAACUGGUCAGUAAUGGUACAAAGUCUGGGAUCAGUGGUUAGUUUAACUGACCACCAUUUAGUUACUGAAAACCCGUUAAGAAGGCAUAAUGGUACUAGGCAACUAGAUAUGCUAGUUAAAGGAUUUAGUAAAAGACAUUUUACUAAAUUUUGUUGCAAUAUACCAGAUUGUACAUAUCACUUUUAUACAGUCAUUUUAAAAAGACAUAUGAUAAAUGGAAUGGUGUCUUGUGUCUGUCAGCAUUUUCUAUUUCCAAAUUUUAAAUCAAAGUAAGUAUGCUAGCUACUGCUUACAUCUUCACAGGAUUACCUAGUAAUAGUACAUGAAGAUCCCUAUUAUUUUGAAUGUCAGCGGCUGAAAGGUCAAUGUCAUAAGGACCCAACUUAAUUUCUGUUUUUUCUCUUUAGAUUCCGUUUACAGUUUAAUGUAAUAGAACAUGUAUCUUUAUGGUUUGUGUAGGUAUAUACAUUUAUAUCUUUGCAGAAAUUAUGUUUUUGAAACAAUUCCCGAUUAUUUGAAAUUUGUCUUCUGUCACAUUCAAGUAUAGUUACAUAUCAGUGUAAAAUAAAAAUUAUAUGUUCAGCUCUUUGAAACAGCGAAAAACCAAUCUAAUUUUGCUGUUAUAUACCAGUAUUUCUUUGGAAAACAUAAAAUGAAUUAUGAUUUAUCAUGAUAGUUGUUCUUCUUUCAGUUUUGCAUGAAAUUGUAAAUAAUAUCAAUUGUAAAAAUACUGUUACAGCAUACUGUGUUAACUUCAAGAUUGACAUUGCUUCACAGUAAAAAGUAACAUUUAUAUAUUAAAGUUGCUUGUGGUUUUUAGCUCACCGGUCACAAAGUGACAAGGUGAGCUUUUGUGAUCACGCGUCGUCCGGGCGUGCGUGCGUGCGUAAACUUUUGCUUGUGACCACUCUAGAGGUCACAUUUUUCAUGGGAUCUUUAUGAAAAUUGGUCAGAAUGUUCACCUUGAUGAUAUCUAGGUCAAAUUCGAAACUGGGUCACGUGCGGUCAAAAACUAGGUCAGUAGGUCUAAAAAUAGAAAAACCUUGUGACAUCUCUAGAGGCCAUAUAUUUCACAAGAUCUUCAUGAAAAUUGGUCAGAAUGUUCACCUUGAUGAUAUUUUUAGGUCAAGUUUGAAACUGGGUCACGUGCCAUCAAAAACUAGGUCAGUAGGUCAAAUAAUAGAAAAACCUUGUGACCUCUCUAAAGGCCAUAAUUUUCAUGGGAUCUGUAUGAAAGUUGGUCUGAAUGUUCAUCUUGAUGAUAUCUAGGUCAGGUUCGAAGCUGGGUCACAUGCGGUCAAAAACUAGGUCAGUAGGUCUAAAAAUAGAAAAACCUUGUGACCUCUCUAGAGGCCAUACUUGUGAAUGGAUCUUCAUGAAAAUUGGUCAGAAUGUUCACCUUGGUGAUAUUUAGGUCAAGUUCGAAAGUGGGUCACAUGUCAUCAAAAAGUAGGUCAGUAGGUCAAAUAAUGAAAAAACCUUGUGACCUCUCUAGAGGCCAUAUUUUUCAUAGGAUCUGCAUGUCAUAAUGUUCAACUUGAUGAUAUCUAGAUUAAGUUUGAAACUGGGUCACGUGCGGUCCAAAACUAGGUCAUUAGGUCAAAUAAUAGAAAAACCUUGUGACCUAUCUAGAGAUCAUAUUUUUCAUGGGAUCUGCAUGAAAAUUGGUCAGAAUGUUCAUCUUGAUGAUAUCUAGGUCAAGUUCAAAACUGGGUCACGUGUUGUCAAAAACUAGGUAACUAGGUCAAAUAAUAGAAAAGCCUUGUGACCUCUGUAGAGGCCAUAUUUUUCAUGGGAUCUGCAUGAAAAUUGAUCAGAAUGUUCACCUUGAUGAUAUCUAGGUCAAGUUCAAAACUGGGUCACAUGUGGUCAAAAACUAGGUCAGUAGGUCAAAUAAUAGAAAAACCUUGUGACCAUUCUAGAGGCCAUAUUUUUCAUGGGAUCUGUAUGAAAGUUGGUCUGAAUGUUCAUCUUGAUGAUAUCUAGGUCAAGUUUGAAACCGGGUCAGCUGCGUUCAAAAACUAGGUCACUAGGUCUAAACAUAGAUAAACCUUUUGUGAGAAUGUUCACUUUGAUGAUAUCUAGGUCAAGUUCAAAACUGGGUCACGUGCAGUCAAAAAGUAGGUCAGUAGGUCUAAAAAUAGAAAAACCUUGUGACCUCUCUGGAGGCCAUAUUUUUCAUGAGAUCUUCAUGAAAAUUUGUGAGAAUGUUCACCUUGAUGAUAUCUAGGUCAAGUACAAAACUGGGUCAUAUGCCUUCAAAAACUAGGUCAUUGUGUCAAAUAAUAGAAAUACCUUGUGACCUUUCUAGAGGCCAUAUUUUUCAAUGGAUCUUCAUGAAAAUUGGCCAGAAUAAACGACGUCAUACUCAGUUCAUGUGGGGACAGGUGAGCGAUUCAGGACCAUCAUGGUCCUCAUGUCAGAAAUGUAACUCCCAUUCUGUUACCAAAUUAGAAAUUAUAUUCAUGAAAGUUAUGAAUUAAUGCAUUGCAUUAUCUUUCUUUUGAUUUUACAUUUACAUUAAAGGUAUCAUGACA
Mercenaria mercenaria is the source of this 9751-nucleotide messenger RNA. RefSeq names its product tonsoku-like protein. Bases 90 to 4505 code for a protein of 1471 amino acids. The transcript is spliced from 25 exons. NCBI's taxonomy places the organism in Eukaryota, Metazoa, Mollusca, Bivalvia, Venerida, Veneridae. The record is from RefSeq and is a predicted model, not a curated record. Gene Ontology annotation, molecular function: protein binding.